AGAUGGAUGGGCUACAGCAAGGCGGGUUUUGUCAGGGAGAGCACCCUUCACACCCUCGGCGUUUCUGCCAGCGCCAUCAGGAUGACUCCCUUUGAGGUCAUCAAGGAGCGGUCCACCAGGAUCCUGGUGGCCCUCGAAUGCCUCAAGGCGAGACAGAAGGCAUGCACUGCGGACAAGGACGCCAACAUUGGCAACGGGAACAAGGGAAAGAACAACUUUGGCGACAACAAUGUGGGCAACAACAAUAUUGGUGAGCAGGACGUAGGGAGUGAUUCAGUGGUGCUGGAGAUACACGUGCUGCACUUGCUGAGAUGA
Messenger RNA from Auxenochlorella protothecoides, 315 nucleotides. RefSeq lists its product as hypothetical. The transcript has a single exon. Lineage: Eukaryota; Viridiplantae; Chlorophyta; Trebouxiophyceae; Chlorellales; Chlorellaceae. The record is from RefSeq and is a predicted model, not a curated record. The annotation marks the transcript as partial.